GACGUUACCGACGCCUCUGCCGGCUAACGGUACGGUGCUGGGCGGUACCAUGGAGCUACACGGCACGAACAUAUCGCUGGCCUGUUUCCAUGGCAACAGUUUCAAGGCCAAGUCCUGGGCGUUGUUCAGCCUGAAGGACCCGUGCAUCAGUUUUGCCACCGAAGCGCAGCAGGUCGCGAAUGAUGAAGAGGAGUUGGAAGUGCACGUGGUGCAGAGUUUGACGGCGAGCCUGGGUGGUGCGGGAGUGGCACGGAGCGGUGGUGGUGGCGGCCACCAGUCCGUCGCCACCGUGUGCCGCAUGACGCGUGCGCUGCUGUUCCCGCCGCAGUUCAAGACAUUGCGAGAAUGGUUCCAUUAUGCGUUCGCUAACAGCGAGAUCGACGCAAUCGAGAUGUUCCCGUCACUGGAGCGCGAGGCAGGCAUGGGCCCCGGGCCGGGGGCAGGCGCAGGCGCGGCGCCCAGCACGGCGGCGCCCGGGGCGAGCGGCUCGACGGAGCGCAAGGGCGGCGGCGGCGGCGGCGCGGGCGGCGGGGCGGGCGCGGGCGCGGGCGAGCAGCACGUGCGCGAGGUGAUCUUCGCGCUGCCCGCGCUGCAGCUGCACCUGCGCACGCACCACCUGCAGGCCGCGCGCGCGCCCGGCGACGGCGAAGAGAAGCCAGUCGUGGAGUGCAGCUUCAUCACGGAGUUCGAGGAUCACAUAUUCGUGUCGGUGGACGCGGAGGCGUUCCUGUUCCUGCACGAUCUCAUAUCUUCGUACAUCAAGGAGAAAGAUCGCGUUAUGCCCGGAGCUGGUCGGUCGGCGUGGGGAGAGGCGAGCACCAGCGGAGCCAACAACGCAAACAACACCAACAACACGCGGACUCCAAAGCCCGAGGGACUCGCGCAGGACUACAGGGAUUACCGCUGCAUCACCUGGCACCUGGAGCCGACUGUCAGAUUACUAUCAUGGGCGGGCAAGUCGAUCGAGCCGUACGGCGUGGACUACAUCUUGCAGAAGUUAGGGUUCAGCCAUGCGCGGACCACCAUCCCCAAGUGGCUGCAGCGCGGGACCCUCGACCCGCUCGACAAGGUGCUCUCGCUGGCGCUGCUGCGCCUCGUCGCCAUCGUGCCGCACAAGUAACUACACUACAGCGCCAUCUAACGCCACGCGGCGGAACUAGUUCAAUUAUACUCUUACACAGGUCAGGUGCUUUUGAGUGUCAUAUUUGAAGAGUUAUUGGGUGGAAUGACAAGAGAAUUAUGUCUAAUGCCGCCAAAAACUACCUGUCUAGUAAAGCAGGCAAAGUUGAUUAAGCAAUAAGAGGGUUUUCAACCGAAGGUAAUAAUAUAAUACAAUAAUAGCGGCCAUCUUGUAUUAUCUACGUACAUCUGUUGCUUGCACUUGAGUAUAUCUACUGCGGACAAGCAGUCUUAACAACUUUCCAAGAAACCUAGUUAAAAAUAAUUUGAGUAUUUUCAUUACUAUUGAUAUUAUCUGGUAUAAAAUAAUAUAAAAGAACAUUCCCGUUUGAGAACUGAUUGACAAAUGUAUAUUAUCUUACUAAAAUAUGUGUAAUAUAAUUAAUACCAAAUACAUUACUGCCUUCAAAUAUAAUCACAUUAAUUAAUAAGAUAUGUAGUGAAACGAUUAUUUAUAUAUUCCAACUAUGAGUAGUGAGACGACAUAAAAUGUAUUUCCAUCGAUAUAUAAACGUAGCUACGACCAAUUAAUAAGAUAUCGAUUAAUUUUAUUAGCACCAAUAAAUCGAUAAUGUGUUGUCUCACUAUUCUUAAGUGUAUAAUUAGCAAUAAUGAAUUUAUAUGUUAGACAAAAUUGAAACGAACGAGGGCCUCGUACAAUAAUCGAUAUCACUUGUAAGUAUAUUCAUAUAUGUUCAUUAUAAAGAUGUCCGUACCUUAUCGACAUAUGAAAGUAGUUUAGUGUUGUUACGAAUUUAGAAUAUAAAUUAUAUAUUUUUUUGAUUUCCUUAUCGAUAUAUUGUGUAUAUUUUAGGAACAAAAUUAUUUUAUCGAUAUAAAAUUGUAUUCUCGUCAGUUCGUGGUACUUUAUAGCAAAAUUUUCUUUAUUCGCAUUGGAAAGUUAAAAAUUUAAUCUUAGCGAAUAUCGAUAAUUGUAAAAUUAUUAUUGAGAGUGCGAAUAGGUAGCACUUUCUUCUUCGUAAAGAAACUGUGUUUACGUAUACUGUGUUAGAAGGAAUCAUAAACUGUUUGUCUGUCUAUAGUCCAUGAAUAUAUUUUUUAUGUAUUGGUUUAUAGGGUAUAUCAAGAUCUAUCAGCAAUAAAAUAAAAAUACUCCGUUUUCAAUAUAGCGGUAAAAGCGGUUCGCGAUUAAAUUGAAAAUAAUCAAUAGCGGAGUAUUAUGUUUUGUUAUGUAACGAAAAUACAAAGACUACUUUCUAUAUGUCUAUAUAGAAAGUAUUUACGAUAUUAGUGAAAUAUUAUUUUAUCGAAAAGAGAUUCAUGGUCACAUAUUAUGUUUCCAAAAUGAUAGUAUUUACGAGUAAAGAAUUUAUAAUUUUAAAACCCUAAUAAUUCCUUUACCAAUAAUAUUUUUUAUUCCAUAAGUAAUAAAAAUAAAUAACUUCAAGUCAAGACCUCUUAUGUCAAACUUAUCGACUCAGUUACAGCCUAUAGGAAAUUUAAAAACAUCACGUCAUGAUGGUUAAAUUAUUUUUAAUUUAUUAUCGGUGUUUGUAGGUGCAAUUUGAGUUAUUUAUUCCGUGGGAGUGGUGGGUUGUGGGAAGUGUAAAGGCGUAUGCACACGACAUCUUAAACGAGCUAAAAACGCGCGAUUUUUAUACACACCUUGAUUUGUAAAAAUAUAAACUGACCAAGAAAACGCAAUCUGCUUGAGGGCGCCACUAUCGCUUAUUUUAUUUUAAAGUUAACGUUGUCAAUAUAAUAAAUUAGUUCGAUAUUUUACCACUACAUGGCGAGGUUUUUUAUUUUUCUGGUCGAAGUACACAGCUCCCGACCAAAUCGCGUUUUAGUUGUACGUUACUUCAGUAUGUUUAAUAACGUGUGCAUAGGCUUCAAACUGUAGCAAUGGACUGAAACUAACUGCUGAUGCGGACAAAUGUAGGUUAGGUGCUAAUGACACUGGUCAUUGCAGGUGUAAUGUGAUUGUAAUGUAGAGAGAUGGUGUUGUUGCACUGACAAUUAGCUUCAAAACUUAUAUGAAUGCGAGGGUUGGAUGGUUUACAUUAAAAUUGCCGGGUUACAACAAUUCAUUUAAAACAACAGAACAUAUGGUUGCCUUGCUCUACAGAGGAGACUACCUAUACAUCAUACAUCUUUGUUAAAAUAUGCCAAGAUAAGUAUGCAUUACAAUGCCAUACAGUAUUUUGUCUUUGUAUUGUGAUCUUUAGGCGAGAAAAUCUUUUUUUAUUGCUUUAUAUGACGAGACUAGCUUACCGUUCGCCUGAUGGUAAGCGAUACGAUCGCUUAUAAACAGUAGAAACACCAUCCAACACCUUUAAUUACAAAGUAUUGUUCGGUUUUCCACUGCGCUCACCAUCCUGAGACAUGAGAUGUUAAGUCUUAUGUCCAGUAGUUACACUGGCUAGUAUUUCGAAAUUUGAUUGUUUGUUUUUCUAAUUCUAUUUUAUAUCUUACAAAAUGUAUAGUAUUGGAUACACACAUGUCUAACUAUUGAUGUUACAGUCAGUGCAACAAUACGAUCGAUUAUUUUGCGUUGCAAAAGAUUUAGUUUUAUAUAUAUUUAGGAUCACAUUGAAAUGGGCUUUACUGUACGAAAUGUAAUUAUUGUAUUUGAUAAUUUGUAAAUAAUGUAUGUGAUAUAAAUCAAUAAAUUAUAUUAGAGUAUUA
Messenger RNA from Manduca sexta (tobacco hornworm), 3828 nucleotides. Its product is annotated as transmembrane protein KIAA1109 homolog. Gene Ontology annotation, biological process: synaptic vesicle endocytosis. The transcript is spliced from 7 exons. Lineage: Eukaryota; Metazoa; Arthropoda; Insecta; Lepidoptera; Sphingidae. The coding region runs from base 50 to 1120 and encodes 356 amino acids. The record is from RefSeq and is a predicted model, not a curated record.